This is a messenger RNA of Balearica regulorum gibbericeps (East African grey crowned-crane), 3651 nucleotides long. NCBI's taxonomy places the organism in Eukaryota, Metazoa, Chordata, Aves, Gruiformes, Gruidae. The record is from RefSeq and is a predicted model, not a curated record.
AUGCAUGUACUCAUUCGUUCACCCAUCAGCGGUGCAGCUCCUUACCAGCAUGUAGAUGCCAGGAGGUGUCGGCACAGAGACUUGGGAGCACAGCUCCCGCCUAGCACGGAAUACGAUGGGCCAUACCUCUCCAAAGUCAUCGCCUACGUCUGGCUGCACAAAACAUGCGUUGGAAUGAAACGGAGGAUUCCCACGUGUCUUCAGAGCAAUUUGUGGGGGAUGUCGCAGAGAUUCCAUGUGCUGGCAGCAUUAGCCAGACGAAAAGUCAUCAACAAAGACUUGCGCCACUACUUGAGCCUUCAGUUCCAGAAGGGCUCGAUAGACCAUAAACUCCAGCAAGUGAUCAGAGACAAUCUCUACUUGAGAACCAUCCCUUGCACUACAAGGGCUCCCAGAGAUGGGGAGGUCCCUGGGGUAGACUAUAAUUUCAUUCCUGUUGAGCAGUUCAAAGCACUGGAAGAAAGCGGAGCCUUGCUGGAAAGUGGAACGUAUGAUGGUAAUUUUUAUGGUACUCCAAAGCCUCCAGCGGAGCCCAGCCCCUUUCAGCCUGAUCCAGUGGAUCAAGUCCUUUUCGACAAUGAUUUUGAUACCGAAUCGCAGAGGAAAAGAACCACGUCCGUCAGCAAAAUGCAAAGGAUGGACAGUUCUCUCCCGGAAGAGGAGGAAGAGGAGGAAAAGGAAGCAGUUAAUGGCAGCGGAGGGAUAGAAAACAAAGAAAAACAUUCGGAGUCUCCUGACUGGAUGAAACCUGUUCCCAGCUACAACCAGACAAGCAGCUCCAUGGACUUCAGAAAUUACUUGUCGAGGGAUGAAACCCUGGAACCGCUGCCCAAGAACUGGGAGAUGGCCUACACCGACACUGGCAUGAUCUACUUCAUUGACCAUAACACCAAGACAACCACGUGGCUCGAUCCGCGGCUCUGUAAGAAAGCCAAAGCUCCUGAAGAUUGUGAAGAUGGAGAACUUCCUUAUGGAUGGGAAAAAAUAGAAGACCCUCAAUACGGAACAUACUAUGUUGAUCAUAUUAACCAGAAAACUCAGUUUGAGAAUCCAGUAUUGGAAGCCAAAAGAAAAAAACAGCUAGGACAGACUGAUGUUGGCCCUUCAAAAUCAGGACCAGAGAAGUCUGUGUUUACUAGAGAUCCAUCCCAGCUUACAGGAGCGCUUAUACGGACAUCGCUGAAAAAAAGUACAAUGGGAUUUGGCUUCACAAUCAUUGGGGGGGACAGACCUGAUGAGUUUCUCCAGGUGAAGAACGUGCUAAAAGAUGGACCUGCUGCACAAGAUGGCAGAAUUGCCCCAGGUGAUGUCAUUGUAGACAUAAAUGGAACUUGUGUCCUUGGCCAUACCCAUGCAGAUGUUGUCCAGAUGUUUCAGCUAGUUCCCGUCAAUCAGUAUGUGAACAUGACUUUGUGUCGUGGCUAUCCUCUUCCUGACGACAACGAAGACCCUGUGGUAGAUAUAGUGACAGCUACACCUAUUAUCAACGGACCGCCUGUGACCAAAGGAGACGUUUGUGUGACCAGCCAAGAUUUAAUAGCAGGAACGGUUGUGUUGGACCAGAAUGGAAAAAUGGGCCCUAUGUUGGUCAACGGUCGUCUGAACGGCCCUUCCAUGGAUACAGCUGAGCAGAGGAUCUCUCUUGCAUCUUCAGGAGGCUCUCAGCCAGAGCUGGUCACCAUUCCUCUAGUCAAAGGUCCCAAAGGCUUUGGGUUUGCCAUUGCAGACAGUCCGACAGGACAGAAGGUGAAAAUGAUUUUAGACAGUCAGUGGUGCCAAGGCCUUCAGAAAGGGGACGUAAUCAAGGAGAUCUGCCAUCAGAACGUACAGAGCUUGACACAUCUGCAGGUGGUGGAGGUACUGAAGCAGUUUCCAGUAGGAGCAGAGGUGCCGCUGCUUAUCCUAAGAGGAGGUCCACCCUCACCUACUAAAACUUCCAAAGGGAAGGACAAGCAGGACAGUUCGGGUAGUUUGGAAGCUGUUGGUGAUCCCAUCCCACAGCCGAUGCCGUUCCCACCCACUGCUGUACGAUCGGGCUCUCCUAAACUAGACCCUUCGGAAGUCUACUUGAAGUCUAAGACUCUGUAUGAGGACAAGCCUCCAAACACAAGAGAUUUGGACGUUUUCCUGCGAAAACAAGAGUCAGGCUUUGGUUUCCGGGUGCUUGGAGGGGAUGGACCAGACCAGCCCAUUUACAUUGGAGCCAUAAUCCCGUUGGGAGCAGCAGAAAAAGACGGCAGGCUUCGAGCUGCGGAUGAGCUGAUGUGUAUCGAUGGGGUUCCUGUUAAAGGGAAGUCGCACAAGCAAGUUUUGGACUUAAUGACCAGUGCUGCACGGAACGGUCAGGUGCUGCUCACAGUCCGGAGGAAGAUCUUCUUUGGUGGGGAAAAGCAACCAGAGGAGGAGGAGUCGCAGCCUGUCUUGACACAAAACGGCUCUCCUCGACUGAAUCGCGUAGAGUUUGCAAACCUGCAGUCCCCAGAGGUCUAUGAUGUCCGUCUGCAGCGGAAGGAGAACGAAGGAUUUGGCUUUGUCAUCCUUACCUCAAAGAACAAACCUCCUCCUGGUGUGAUUCCUCACAAGAUCGGGCGAGUUAUAGAUGGGAGCCCAGCUGACCAGUGCGGGAAGCUGAAAGUGGGAGACCGCAUCUCGGCGGUGAAUGGUCAAUCCAUCGUUGAGCUCUCGCACGACAGCAUAGUGCAGCUGAUCAAGGACGCGGGCAACGUGGUGACUCUGACUGUCGUGGCCGAGGAAGAACACCGUGGUCCUCCGUCAGGAACAAACUCGGCCAGGCAGAGUCCAGCUCCACAGCACCGACCGCUGGGAUCAGCACAGAUCAACCCUUCCGGUGCAGACAGGGGAGCUACAGAAGGUGAAACUGGAAAAGAAGUUUCAAGUAGUUACAGACUUUCCUGGCCCGAGCAUAAGCACUUGACACAAUCCGAUGCUGGUGUUGCUUCGGUUGUUGGCAGCCGUCACUCCCAGAACCCUGGCUGUUUCCCAGUAGAGUUGGAAAGGGGCCCUCGAGGGUUUGGGUUCAGCCUUCGGGGAGGGAAGGAAUACAACAUGGGCUUAUUCAUCCUUCGACUUGCUGAAGAUGGGCCAGCUGUCAAAGAUGGGAGAGUACACGUUGGUGACCAAAUCGUUGAAAUUAAUGGAGAACCCACCCAAGGAAUCACUCACACACGAGCCAUUGAGCUGAUUCAGGCUGGAGGGAAUAAAGUUUUGCUGCUGCUGAGACCAGGGACUGGCUUGAUACCAGAUCACAGUUUGGCUCCUUCCAGUCUGUGUCCCUACGUGAAACCUGAGCAACAUUAAGGGCUUUCAGUGCUUUUCUUGGUUUUUCCUUAAAGACUUGGUGAUUGGGAUAGUUAUAAUCCAUCUUCGUCAAAUGUAAUAUAUGAAGAACAGUCACCAUUAUCUUCAUCUUCACAUUCUGCUUCCCCAUCUGAAGUGUGUUAUUUACCAGUACCAGGAGAAGCUUUAACAAGAGUUCAGCUGUCUGAGAAACUGGAACAAGCAAAGAACACUGUGCCUGAAAAGAUAAGCACUUUAACUGAAAACCAGUUUGAGAUGAAGCCUCAGUCUUCUCCCCGGAGAACAAAGAACAGACAGGAAUGUCCUUCCAGCCCUGGGUUUGAAAUCACAAAA